Messenger RNA from Hyphopichia burtonii NRRL Y-1933, 459 nucleotides. RefSeq lists its product as uncharacterized. The coding region runs from base 206 to 415 and encodes 69 amino acids. Lineage: Eukaryota; Fungi; Ascomycota; Pichiomycetes; Serinales; Debaryomycetaceae. The record is from RefSeq and is a predicted model, not a curated record. The transcript has a single exon.
GGAAAACUCCGAUCUUCUUAAUAACUCACAAUCUUUCUCUUACUACACUAGGUGAUGAUGGAUCCUACAAUAUCAGUGUGAGUUGGGUUUCUGGCUGUCGGGGACCGGCUGGCUGCUUUGACGUGAAACGGUCGUCAGGUCCCCGAGGAUGCUCCGAUUUGCAUGCGGUGCACGGGUGUUUCUCCAAACAAUCCCAUCUAAUACUAUGAACACAUUAUGUAGUGAUAACUUGAUCUCUAUUCUGCUAGUGUUUAUUAUUUUACCAGUACUGUUACUAUUCUGGUACUGUUAUGGUACUGUUCUGGUACUGUUCUGGUACUGUUCUGGUACUGUUCUGGUACUGUUCUGGUACUGUUCUGGUACUGUUCAACCAAUCUCUUGUGAACACAUGCCCCAUGAACUAAGCGUGCUAUAGUAUCCUACUGCAGGACAUAUAAUGUUUGACAGCAUUAAUAUAAA